Molecule: messenger RNA, 963 nt
Organism: Schistocerca serialis cubense
Lineage: Eukaryota; Metazoa; Arthropoda; Insecta; Orthoptera; Acrididae
Product: repetitive organellar protein-like
Exons: 1
Coding region: 1-963 (320 amino acids)
Source: RefSeq, a predicted model, not a curated record
AUGUGUAUUGAAAUGUGGCAGAGAGAUAAACGCGAACGGGAAGAGGAAAAACAGAGAGAAAAACGCGAACGUGAUGAGAAGAAAAGACAACCCGAAGAGGAGUGGGACGAGAAACAAGCCUUGUUAUUCUCCAAUUUAAAAUCGGACAUGGAAAAUAAAUUUGAUUCUAUGGCAAGUAAAUUGAAGACAGAUUUAAGAACUGACUUGAAGGCAGACUUCAAAGCAGAAGUAAGUUCGGUAAAGGCAGAUGUACAAACUAAACUUGACUCAAUGAAUAAUAAUUUGAAGGCCGAAUUAAAAGCGGAUAUUGGUAAACUCGUAUCACAAGUGGUUACAGUAACGGCAGAAAUCGACUCGGUAAAGAGAAAUAUGAAAACUAAAUUUGGUACAGUGGAAAGCAAGAUAGAUUCGGUAAAGGACGAAUUAAAAGAAGGUCUCAAACAUGAAGUAGACGCGGUUGAAACCGACUUACGUGGGCAAAUAGAUAGUAAAAUUUCAACGGUAGUAGAUCAAAUUGUGAAGUUGGAAGAUGGCAUGAAAUCAAUGGCCGACCAACUUCAGCUUCAAGUAACCGCUUGCCAGUAUGAGGUGGCGAAGACGCUGAAAAAGUACCAAGUGUCUGGAAACGUCAACAAACUUGACAAUAUCAAGAAAAUAUGCGAUAAAAUGACAGAAUUGUUAGAUGACAUGUCUAAGUUGAAUAUUGAAAGUAAAAUAAAGCAUGGCUUAGACACAUACUCCACAGAACUGAAUAAGAGCUACGAAGAUUGGGUGGAGACCAAAGACAGUGAAAUUUCCGACAUGGUAACGAACGAGCUCAAAGACGCCGUAAAAUCAGCCACAGGAACUUCAGGAGACACAGUUUGCAGCGAGUUAGGGCAGAUUCGACGUGUCUUCAUGGGAGAUUUACCAGAGUGGAAACGCAAACUUGACGGUCAAAUUGAGACAAUGAACACCGCUUAG